This is a messenger RNA of Miscanthus lutarioriparius, 1269 nucleotides long. The record is from the annotation of a GenBank genome assembly. Lineage: Eukaryota; Viridiplantae; Streptophyta; Magnoliopsida; Poales; Poaceae.
AUGGUCCAACGCGAACGCGCCCUGGUGGAUGUGGUGGCGGUGAUCAACCUGAGGUGGAGCAUGGGCUUCGACGACAAGUGCGGCCACCGACCGAACGACCGGCUGGUGCAAGUGAAGGAGGCCAUGGCCAAGGUGAUCGAGAACCUGGGUGUCGCCGCCCAGAACCGCCUUGCCGUCAUAGGAUUCGACCAAGAGGUUGCGACGAGAACGGAGCUUUUCGAUAUGACUGCCGAAGGCCAGCAAAGUGCCACGGAGACUGUGAAUGCGCUGAAAGCCAUGGGCCGGCCGUUCACCUUUUCUGUUGGCUUAAAUGAGGCCAAAAAGAUCCUAGAUGGGCGCAGUAUGCCGGAGAAGCGGCGUAGUCUAGGCUUCACCAUCUUCGUCUCCAACGGAGACGACAUCACCUUCUUAGAGAAAGACAUCCCGACAGCGUACCCAAUCCAUGCUUUGGGUCUCACAGCACAACACAGUCCCUCCAAGCUGAAAGCCAUGGCCAACCGGACCCUGGGAAGCUAUACUCCCAUCGAGAACGACCUCGAGACGAAGCUCGCCGAGAAGCUGGACCAGCUUUCGGUCAGGCUCACCUCCGUCGUCGCCGUCGACACGGCCAUCGACCUCACGACACUGCACCCUGGGGUGUUCGUAUCCAAGCUAGAGUCGUCUUGGGCCUAUAACGAUGCUCUUGUUUUCUACAAGAGCGAAAUCGGUGGUGGCAAGACGUCUGGCAAGGUCGUCGUCGGCGAUGUGUCCGCUGGAGAAAUGAAGGAGUUCACCGUCUACCUGGAAGUGCCAGCUGCACAAGGCCAGCAGGACGGCAACGGCACCGACGACGACAUUGUCAUGGAGCUGCUGAAGGUUGGAGGCGUGUAUAAGCAGAGCUGGGACAGGGACAAGAAGAAGGUGCCGCUCGGAGAGUUCAUCGUGACCGUCGUUUCCGAUAAGAAUACGCAGGAGCUUGACUGGAUUGAGGAGCGGGUGGCGUACUGGUGCAAGGUGAAGCUCGACCUGUCGGCGAUGCAUGACAAGGCGGAGGCGGAGGCAGGGGUGAAGCCGGCGGCGUGGUCCGGUGGGGAGGUCACUGAGGCUCUUGCUCUCCAGGAGGCAUCCGUGGAGGCCAUCAACAGAGCCAUGCACCACGACAUCUACAACGCCGUCCUGCUUGCUCUCAAGCUGAGGCGCGGCGGUGACAGUGGCAAUAUAUGGCGGCAGCUCCGCUAUAGAAAAUUCACCACCCACGCCACUGCACUCUGCCAAGACACCAGAACAUAG